CUGAGUAUAAAGAGUGAACCGCGCAACUGCAAGUUUCAAGGGUCUGUUGGAGAUGUUUUGAGUGGUUGUUUGUAUAAUUGUAUAAAUCAUAAAUACUGCCCACAGAAAAGUAACAGACCUUAGGAUAAAUGGCUGCAUUGAAAUACGCAGGGUUGGACGAUACAGAUAGCGAGGACGAGCUGCCCCCAGGUUGGGAAGAGAGAACCACAAAGGAUGGAUGGGUUUAUUAUGUAAAUCAUGAUGAAAUGAAGACUCAGUGGACUCAUCCAAAAACUGGUAAAAGAAAACGAGUAGCAGGAGAGCUACCAUAUGGAUGGGAACAAGAAACAGAUGAGAAUGGCCAAGUGUUUUUUGUUGAUCAUAUAAACAAAAGAACUACGUAUCUGGACCCAAGGUUGGCAUUUACUGUGGAGGAAAACCCUGUAAAACCUAGUGCAAGGCAGAGAUAUGAUGGUAACACUACAGCAAUGGAAAUACUAGAAGGACAGGAUUUCAGUGGGAGAGUGGCCAUUGUUACUGGUGCCAACUCGGGAAUCGGAUUUGAAGCUGCCAAGUCUUUAGCACUGCAUGGAGCCCAAGUGGUACUGGCCUGUAGAAAUUGCACCCGAGCCAGUGAUGCUGUAAAGCAGAUUUUGGAUGAGUGGACCAAGACUGAAAUACGUCUAAUGGAAUCAGUGCUGUACCCCAGAUAACAAAUUCAAAAAUAAAAGAAAAAAGAAAAGAAACAUAAGAAAACGUGCUUGAAGGAGGAACAGAAUUCCAUUUGUUAAUUAUGACUGUUUCUACAUUAUCCACAUUCCAUGAACUUGUGAUGCACUUGAGGUAAACGCUGUUGAUAAACUACCAGAAAAAAUGGUGCCUGUGGAAGGAAUUAUAACAGAUAUGAAAACAAGCCUGUGUAUCAAGCUUAGGUAGGGCAUAGUGACUGAUUAACCAUGCAUAAGGCAGCUGUUGUCUCUAGCUGCUGGUGAACACCACCUAAACGAGAACUGAGUGACACCUAGUAAUGGCUGGGUUCCAAGAAGGAAUGGGAUUUGAAAGUAGCAUCUGAAUUUCGUCACAUAUUCCAUUGCAUUCCAGUGAUGCAGAAAUGAGGAAACUUGCAAAUGCACCUUCAACAUAAGAUAUUACUCUUUCCAGAUUUCUGUCACCGUUUAAGUCAGUACAAAGCCAAGUCUCCUAUUAGCCACCCACUUAUGGCCUUGCACAAGUGGUAACCUGAAUUCAUUCGGCUUAGACUUUGUGGCUGGUGGUUUGUAGCCCAUAUUUAGGGGACAACAGUGUUGCUGAAAUGUUAGCAACUGUAACAAUGGGAAACCAGAGAACAAGAUAGGUGAUGGUCCUGAAUGAACGGUCUGGCUGAAAGAACUGUAAAUGACAGAGAGGGGAAGAUGGACAAAGUUCUGCUUUAUUGCAUCCCACUGUUAUUGUACCAUGUAUGUGUGUGUUUCUCCCUGCCAUGAGGCAGUCCAAAAAGUAACUGUUAUGUAUUAUCUUUCCUGUAUUUCAUACAAUAUUCUUUGUAAAUGUUUGGCAUGAACCUUUUCUUACUUAAGCAUUUCCAAGAGUGUUUUGAUGUAAUUAGAGUGAAUGAUUUUGAAAGAGGUACAUCGUAUGGUUUUGUCACAAACUGACAUUCCUGGUUAGCAGGGGAAUGCAUGUCUAUUGCUUUCCUUCUUAAAUCCCUUGGAAGCAACAUAAGCAUAAUCAGAACUAAUCUCAUAAUGAAAUGCGUUUCUCCUUAACUGUGCAGGGCUGAUUUCAUAUUCACUCUUGAGUUUCAUUUCAUUAGCCUUUUGAGUUAUUCUUAAUUAAAAGCAGAGCUCAGUUUGAAAUCCUGUAAACUCAAAGGUGUGGUGUCCAAGGCAAACCAAAGAGCACCCAGCCAAAUAUUCACAACCGGAAGCCUGUAAAAAGGAUUUUUGAAUUUCUUAAUAUUCAAUACAUUUUGAAAUCUGAUUCCUUGGAAUACAAUAUCAUAUGUAAUUUGGGGAAUUGGUGAACCUUCAGUGAGUUUUUGUAAUAGCCUCGUUGUUGUUUAUUGAGAGGGACUAAUUAACUUUGAUUAUUGCACUAAUAUUAUGGCACUUUGACAGUCCCUCAGAUUUAUGAGACUGGGAAAAUAAACAAAUGAAAUGCAGGUGCUGGAGCAGAAAGAAUAAGCUAUUACAGGACUUUAAUUACUAGGAAUACGUAGCCAGGAGAGAAUUAGUUGAUUAAUUACAGGAUGCUUAUAAUUUACUGCAAUGUGUAAGCAGACUUAGAAAUAAACUCAUAAAAAGUCAAUUGAACUAUGCUGCCUUUUUAACAGUAUGUUUGAAUAUGAAAGGGGAUACUAAGCAAAAUCUAUUUUUAUUAUUAAUUUGUAUAUGCUUGUGUGUGUUAUUUCAGUAUUUCUAUACUGUUGUCAUACAUUUUAUAAGAAUUAUUAGUUAUACAAUAUAGGCUGAAUAAUAAUAAUAAUUAUUAUUUUUUAAACAAUAGCUCUUAGAUUUGUCUACCUACCUUUUGGUAAGAUUUUUGCUUUCAGUGACAAGUAUAGGUCAUCCAAAAGGAGUUAAGAUUUUAUAUUCAUAAUGCAAAUGUUAUUCAUAAAUUGUUUUAGCUUUUUGUUUGAGCUGCCAAACUGUUCAUGGUGAAAAUUGAACUAUUUAAAUACUGUGAGAUAGCUAAUUCCAACAAAACAAGUUAAAUGCAGAAUGACAGUUUCUCCAAACUUCUCGGUCACUGGACCUCGUUUCUGUGCACAAAGCAGUAGCUGUAUUAAGGAAAAAUGGUCAUCCUGUUUCCAUGUAUGGUCUGAUUUUUGUGCCUUGUUCUUAUCCCUUGUGAUAUAAGCAGGCACUAAUAUCACUGGUUCUGUGGAUACUGAUACUCAUUCUUUAACUGACAAGUACCACCUGAAAAUGUAUUUCCUGUGCUUCCAACUGGUAAUCAGAGUGAUGUCUCUCUACAUCUAUUCUAAAGAGAUUUGAAAGAGAGAGUAUUUUCUCUCUCGUUUUUUUGAUUUGCUGAGCCAUAUGCCCAUGGUCAUUAUCCAGACUAAAGAAUAUUUAAAACACACACUUGUUGAAUUUUUGUUUAUUAAUUUUUGUACUUAAAUGACCUAUAAUUAAAAAUCAUGUACAAAAAUACCAUACUUCCAGUAACCAGGCAGGUUUAUAGAUCAGCUGCA
Protopterus annectens (West African lungfish) is the source of this 3175-nucleotide messenger RNA. RefSeq names its product WW domain-containing oxidoreductase-like. Gene Ontology annotation, biological process: positive regulation of transcription by RNA polymerase II; hippo signaling. Bases 129 to 692 code for a protein of 187 amino acids. Gene Ontology annotation, cellular component: nucleus; cytoplasm. The record is from RefSeq and is a predicted model, not a curated record. Gene Ontology annotation, molecular function: protein binding; transcription coactivator activity. NCBI's taxonomy places the organism in Eukaryota, Metazoa, Chordata, Ceratodontiformes, Protopteridae. The transcript is spliced from 6 exons.